Molecule: messenger RNA, 4829 nt
Organism: Penaeus indicus
Lineage: Eukaryota; Metazoa; Arthropoda; Malacostraca; Decapoda; Penaeidae
Exons: 2
Coding region: 102-2018 (638 amino acids)
Source: RefSeq, a predicted model, not a curated record
AGCACGUCAGAGCGGGAGCACGUUUCUUGAAUCGCUGAGUGAUCUCCCAUGUGGUGUCUGUGGUGUUAUAUGAAGUGUUGGUAGUGGUGGCGAGAGGCAAGAUGGUGUCGAGUGUAUGUCGUGGGUCGUAUCCUAGCAUGACCCCACAUGCUUCGCCCUCACGAAAGCCGCUUAUUGACCCCCAGAAGGAUUAUUUUUCACCGUUACAAGUGGAAACCUCCGUGGAGUAUGACCUGCCCGCACACAUCUAUCCGCCGAAGGGCUCGGAGCCUAUUCUCAUGAUACACCCUGGAUAUGUAUCAGCUGUACGGGCUAGGUCCAGAGCCGUCGUGACUCCUUCGCCCACUGCCAUGGUGGCCACGUCAGGGGCAGCCCGCCCUCUGGCCCCCUUGCAGCUGCCUAACCCACAGCAGCACCAGCAAGUGGCCGGGGCGAGGGCGUCCCGCAGCACACAGCAGCGAACCUGGUGCAUGUGUGGAAAUCCCAACUGUAAUUCUUCUAGUGUCAAAUCAGUCAAUGCACAGAGUGUUAGAAACGUACAAAGUGUGCAUAGCCAAAGUGCUUCAAGAAGUGUACAGAGCCAGAGUGCAAGAAGUGUGCAGAACCAAAAUAUAGGAAGUGUGCAGAGCCAAAGUGCAAGAAGUGUACAGAAUGUCCGCGAUGCUAGUAUGAUGGGCGUUAGCAGCAGCGCCAGCACCAUGACCAACACUACCAGCAGAAGUAGUGCAGCGUUGCUUCAGCAGCAGCAACAGCAGCAACAACUGGUGUGGGGAAGUGGUGGACGGUGCUUAGGGCCCUGCUGCAACCCUCGAGCAGCUGCCAUGGCUCCUCCUCAGGCAGAGUUCGUGGCUCCGGGUCUGCCGCCCUCACUCCUUGCCCGCACGCCCACACGUGGGACUGCAGGCGGUUCACCCAAGUUGCGAGCGGCUCGAACCCGUCGUGGUUUGUCUGUCGCCAGCAGUGUCAAUCUCCCGGAUUACUUAGGAAGUGGGCGGCCAGCCAGGGUGACAGGCGGUGCUGUACAUGUCCACCCACGCCCACGAGCAUUAUCUACCUCUAUGGGUGCUCUUGCCGCGGCGCCCGCCCCUCCCAUGGCUCACCAGCACAUGGGCAUGGGCGCCUCCCUCACCACCUCCUUGGACCUGGCGAGGGCUCACGCUCUCACCCCUCGCUCCCUCCAGCCCGUCCAGCAGCAACAACAGCAACAGCAGCAACAACUGGUGUGGGGAAGUGGUGGACGGUGCUUAGGGCCCUGCUGCAACCCUCGAGCAGCUGCCAUGGCUCCUCCUCAGGCAGAGUUUGUGGCUCCGGGUCUGCCGCCCUCACUCCUUGCCCGCACGCCCACACGUGGGACUGCAGGCGGUUCACCCAAGUUGCGAGCGGCUCGAACCCGUCGUGGUUUGUCUGUCGCCAGCAGUGUCAAUCUCCCGGAUUACUUAGGAAGUGGGCGGCCAGCCAGGGUGACAGGCGGUGCUGUACAUGUCCACCCACGCCCACGAGCAUUAUCUACCUCUAUGGGUGCUCUUGCCGCGGCGCCCGCCCCUCCCAUGGCUCACCAGCACAUGGGCAUGGGCGCCUCCCUCACCACCUCCUUGGACCUGGCGAGGGCUCACGCUCUCACCCCUCGCUCCCUCCAGCCCGUCCAGCAGCAACAACAGCAACAGCAGCAGCAACAAACAUUGCAGCAGGCCCCCGCUGUCUCCACGUCCUCGCUCCUCCAUACCGUGGGUCUCUCCAGGGACUCCGGCUGUUCCGUGGGCGCCGAGACUGCGGGCGGCGAGUGGGCGUCUGAUCGUACCCGCGGCCUCGUCGACUCAGGAUUCUGCACGCCCGUCGACCUCACAGACGAUUUUGUGGCAGAUACGCUUAGCUUGGGUGGCAGCUGGAAGGAGCCCUCCACGCCGUUAUCCUCCUCCGUGACCUCCUCCAGUAGCAGUAGCGGCGUGCACACCUCCUCCCUCCUGCCAGGGGCCGCCCACCACUACCUCCCGCAGCCCUUGUGGAACUUGGCCUAUUAAGGUCGCUACGCUUACCAUGCAGCGGGGCCGAGACCUGGGGCGCCUCGCCAUGGGGCUGGCCGCACCUCCUGCUGGGGACGCCCGCGCGACGGGGGGGAAGCUCGGGGAACAAACGUAGUCGUUUUAUCCGAUUUUCUAGUGUUUAGUCAGUGUCUUCUCGUCUUCGAGGUUCGCGGCGACGGAAGACGUGAUUCUUGUUGAAGGUGUAGUCCCCAGCAGCCUCCAUGACCACGAUGCAUGUGUGUAUCUCUUGCUCUCCGCGACCCCGCGAGCUGACCCCCAGUCGCGAGCGCCCCAGGGCCGCGGCCCCGACGUGCACUCUCAGAACCAACACUGUGCUGUGAUAUGCCGUGCUGGCCUCCGGAGCCUCGUCGCCAUCGUCAGUCCUCCUCCUCGUCGUCGUCAUCUUCAUCAUCAGUGUCGUCGCAGUUCACAUUAGCUUAGUAGCGAGAAAUAAUAAAACAAAAACAAAAAACGACAAGAGCAGCAGCGCCAUCGGGGGGCAGGGUCGUGUACGCGCGUCGUCUCGAAGUCACCCGUCGCCGUGUCGUCUUGUCGUCGCCGUAGCGAGUCGUCAUACAUCGUAGUUGAGCCAGAAUCAUCGAGUGCCGACUCGAGUCAUCUUCGAGAAUCAUAGUAGUCGGCGCUUAGUCAUCAGCGCAUCAGCGAGCUUUUCGUCAUCCGCUAAUUAUCUCAUGGUGUACUUUUAAGUGUGGAAACUUAUGGGUGUGCUACGUACAGGAAUUAUAAUAUUAAUGGUAAUAAUAACACAGGGGUUAGUUGAGCCAGUGAGCGUUGUCUAUAUCCACUUUGUUAGUUUGUAGGUAUCUAUUCCAGUCACUCCAUCCUAUGGCAAUAUUUCACUGUUAUUUACGCCAGCCCCUUUGGAACGGACUCUGAAAUAGCACUGUGGAAUUUGUAUCUGCCAUUGAAGUGGUCUUGAUCCUCCCGCAACUGGCACAAUGCCGACCUUUAUCGACGCAAACGGACCAGAACCUUUUCCUCAAGAGCUCUUUUAGAAUCCGUGCCUUAAGUCUUGCACAAACGAUGCUGUAAACAUCGGUGUACUAAGCUUGUCGGCAUUAAUUAGUGUUUUGUAAAGCUGAGUAGGAUUUUUAAUGAUAAGGUAGACGGAAGUGAAAGUGAGAGACAUUGUUAGGGUAGAAUUUUAGGUGUUAAUUUAGCUCUUUGGAAAAAUAAUAAAAAUACGCUUAUUAGAGUCCAUGAAUCAUAACUUUUUUUGGUCAAUAACUCAUCUGUCAUUCAUUUUAGUUUACAUUUAGGUUGUAUGUUUAGUCUUAACCCUUAAGUUAUACUAAUUUUUGUUAUCUUAUUUAUAGUCCUUCUGAAAGUCUGUCAAUAAUUUGCUCCACAAAGUUUACAUGCGUUUCUUAGGUUCAUUUGUCAUGAAUGUGAAUUUUCUAGUACAAUCCAGUUGUGUCUUCUCUUAUUUACUUUCAUUUCGAAGUUCGCGAAUAUGAAUAAAACGCAUUUACGAAGAUUCAUCAUUAUCACUUUAAAUGUAUCGAAACAUUGUAUCAAUGUCUUUAUUGCAUGGCUACCUGAGUCAAUUAUCUUAAAGAAUAAUAUCUUGUUCGUGGCAUUAUAGCUGUACGUGAGGAUUGAGUCGUUUAUAAGGCACCACGACGGGAGGUUCCUCGUCAACAGGGAGGGUCCAGCUGGUUGGGACACCUGAAGGCAAUCUGUGACCGUCCUGCACCAUCUGCGUGUAGACGUCAUUGAUCGCGUCAGGUGGACUCGCCUCUUAGACGUUGAAACAUGGCUAACUGUGCCAUGGCAGUUAGUAAGAGUCUUAGGACCAGGUCUAUAUUGCUUGAUGUAUCUAUGCAUAGCGUCAACGGUAAAGCCUGGGCUCAACAUUGGUAAUGGCCUGUGGUGUUAGACCCCCAGAAGCAGAAAGAGUAUUAUCCUGUUCACUUCACUUUCAUCAUGUCAUUUAAGUAAAAGGGUGAUAAUUGAGAUUUUUCACUGAUAGCAUAAAGCAUUUCUGCAUUUAUAGAUCACUUGUUCCCUUUUAUUCUUGAAAGCUUCUGGUGUGCAGCGUAGCCGGUCUAUUGUCCAUGUUGAAUAGAUGCUAAUAUUGUUUCACGUACGAAGCACGAUGGAAAUUUGAUCUCCACUUUUUAUCUGUAGUGUAAAGUCUACGACGUUAUGGACAUACGAGCGACUCUGAGCCUUAUGUAUAUUCGCUUUUAGGUGCACAAUUACAUGACAGGGAUAAUUACUUUUUUAUUUAUUUGACUUUACUGUGUUUAUUUUGAUGUCGUGAUGAAGUAUUCAGGUGUGUCAACGACUGGGGCAUGAGUUCCACGGUUGCACAAUAUGUGUUGUCUUCAUGUUAAGCCUCUUUAUGUCCCAUGGGUGCAUAGGGCACUAAUCUCUCUCUAUAUAUAACCUUAGACUCCGAGUCGCUUGUUAUGGCAUCUUAGUCGAUUCUUGUGUUGCACUUGGUGUUCGAACGUGUCAACUUUGCGUGCAAUAAGUCUUUCAAAAUGUAAUGGUUGCAAGGCAGCUUAUGUUGAUUAGGCUUCAGACUCAGACCUAUUUUUGUGAUGCUAACUUUAGCUUUGAUGUACAUAUGUAAAGAAAAAAGAUGUACAUAAAGGAGCCUAGUUUGUUUGGAAACAAAUUGUAUCUGUGAUUCGUUUCGGUGCGUUGGAAACAGUGCAUCUCAGCUUGUAAAUAUUCAUAUUUGUAUAUUUAAUGUGUACAGGAAGUAAUUUUGCACUUGUGCUUGAAUUUUAACGUGUAAAACUUGUGAUAUGUGAAAAUAAAACAAAAGCCAUUUAA